Molecule: messenger RNA, 1378 nt
Organism: Cucurbita maxima (winter squash)
Lineage: Eukaryota; Viridiplantae; Streptophyta; Magnoliopsida; Cucurbitales; Cucurbitaceae
Product: WAT1-related protein At2g39510-like
Exons: 7
Coding region: 1-1134 (377 amino acids)
Cellular component (GO): plasma membrane
Molecular function (GO): transmembrane transporter activity
Source: RefSeq, a predicted model, not a curated record
AUGGAGCAUCCCACCGGAAUGUGGAGCCAAGCCAGGCCAUUUAUUGCAGUGAUUCUUCAGCAGUUCAUCACUGCCGGAAUGGUCAUCAUUUCCAAGUUUGCUCUUAACCAAGGACUCAACCAGCACGUUUUAGUCGUCUAUCGCUACGCCAUUGCCACUGUUGUCAUCGCUCCUUUAGCUCUCGUCUUCGAAAGGAAAGUGAGACCCAAGAUGACUUGGUCCGUUUUUGGAAAGAUUGUCUUGCUCGGAUUAUUGGAGCCUGCACUCGACCAAAACUUAUAUUACACGGGCAUGAAGUACACUACAGCAACUUUCGCAUCUGCUAUGACCAACAUGGUCCCUGGUCUUAUCUUCCUCCUGGCUUGGAUUGUUCGGCUGGAGAAGGUUAACGUAAGGCAGCUGCCAAGCCAGGCAAAGAUAUUAGGGACAGUGGUAGCGGUGGGAGGGGCUAUGAUAAUGACUAUGGUAAGGGGGCCAAUUGUGAGCCUGCCAUGGACAAACAACACCCUCCUCCAUCACUCUUCUGCAGCUGCAGUCAGCCAGCAAGAUUUUCUCAAGGGAGCUCUCAUGAUCACUACAGGCUGCAUUUUUUGGUCUGUUUUUACUGUUCUUCAGGCGAUUACAGUAAAGGUAUACCCUGCACAGCUCUCCCUAACAGCUUUGAUAUGCUUCACCGGCGCCGUGCAAGCCUCAGUGAUAGCUUUGGGAAUGGAAAAGCACAAUCCUGCUGCCUGGUCAUUACAUUUAGAUUCCACCCUCUUAGCUCCUUUAUACAGUGGAAUCAUGUCUUCAGGGGUCUCAUAUACUAUUCAAGCAGCGAUAAUGAAAACGAAAGGGCCAGUUUUUGCAAGUACAUUUAGUCCCCUAAGCAUGGUCAUUGUUGCAAUCAUCAGUUCAUUCUCAUUAUCUGAGAAAUUAUACUUUGGAAGGGUUCUUGGAGCAGCUGUUAUUAUUACAGGUCUUUAUCUAGUUCUGUGGGGUAAAAUCAAGGAUCAGGCUCCAUACAAGUCGGAUAUUGAGAAGAUAGCCCCAUCCGAUCAGAAACCGACUGCCAUAACCGACAUACCUAAGACUUCAGAUAAAGAACUUGUAGUUGAUCUUGCUAGAAUAAAGACAGUGGAUGGUUCUGUUUGAUAAGAGCAACAAAGAGCAAUCAUCAAAACUUUCAUAAAGCCAUUGAUGGGGUUAGGAAAGAGUCCAUGCAGACAAUUCUAUUUCUCUCUGCUUCUGUUUCAUUUGGGUGAAUUUGGAAGGAUGUCUAAUAUGCAGAGUGUAUAAAGUAGUCAAAUUGUAAGGUAGACCCAGGGUCAAAUAAUUCUGAAGUGGACAACUCCUGAUUCUUCAUUUGUAAUAUAACUGAGCUAAAUUCCAAAUGCCA